This is a messenger RNA of Rhododendron vialii, 390 nucleotides long. RefSeq lists its product as uncharacterized. NCBI's taxonomy places the organism in Eukaryota, Viridiplantae, Streptophyta, Magnoliopsida, Ericales, Ericaceae. The record is from RefSeq and is a predicted model, not a curated record. The transcript has a single exon. Bases 1 to 390 code for a protein of 129 amino acids.
AUGAAUCUCUUGAAGUGCACUUUUGGGGUUAUGUUUGGAAAGUUUCUUGGGUUCAUUGUGCGCCAUCGCGGCAUAGAGAUUGAACAAGCUAAAAUUGAUGCUAUCUUGAAAAUGCCUGAACCUCGGAAUAUUCAUGAAUUGAAGAGUUUUCAUGGACGAUUAGCUUACCUUCGUCGCUUCAUAUCAAAUUUGGCUGGGCGAUGUCAACCAUUUAGCUGCCUCAUGAAGAAAGGAACUCCUUUUGAUUGGGAUAAAGCAUGCGACAAUGCCUUCAAGAGCAUUAAAUCAUAUUUAACGAGACCUCUUGUUCUCACCGCUCCUAAACCUGGACGACCUUUAAUCUUGUAUGUUGCAACCCAAGAGCGUUCAGUGGGGGCCUUACUUGCCUAA